Ruditapes philippinarum (Manila clam) is the source of this 6763-nucleotide messenger RNA. RefSeq lists its product as uncharacterized. The coding region runs from base 132 to 1883 and encodes 583 amino acids. The record is from RefSeq and is a predicted model, not a curated record. Gene Ontology annotation, biological process: nucleoside metabolic process. Gene Ontology annotation, molecular function: catalytic activity. The transcript is spliced from 13 exons. NCBI's taxonomy places the organism in Eukaryota, Metazoa, Mollusca, Bivalvia, Venerida, Veneridae.
AGGCUAUUGAGGUCAACUUCAGCGCAUGCGUGGUUUGUGACACUUGUUGGAGCGGAAGUAAGAAAGUUGUAAAUAAUUUUGAAAGUUAUUAUCAACUUAUAUUGAUUAACAGGAAAGAAAACCGAUUCAAAAUGGCAGAUGAAGAGGAAGUUAUCAUGACCCCCACAAAGAAAGGGAAGGCAACUCAUAUCAGAAUAGAGAGAAAGAGGAAGUUGAAUAUGAGUGGUACAGAAGAACAGAGACACCAUGUUGCUGGUGGGGAACACAAGGGACUGGUUAUCAACAAGUCAUCACAAGGAGAUGACGAGGAAGAUCUUGGCAAGCCUCAGGUUCAACUUGGCUUCAACUGUUUUAUGGUAGAUACCAAAACUGGGAAUCAUGUGGUGGAGAGUCGAAAAUUAAAGUUCUGGUAUGUAGAUUCUGCUGACUACCUUGACCAAGUUACCACCGGUUUUAACUUCUUCCGAGAACUCCUCAAACCUGAGAACUUCCCUAAAGAUUAUGUUGGAUUUAUCCGGAAAUGCAUGAAACAGAUGCAGAAACCGGAAUACAGCAUGGCAAGAAAGAUCAACCUGGAAAUACAGCUCUUAGAUGAUGAGGCCACCCCGAUGGAUCCAGCCUCUCCGGAAUUGGAAAAUGGAUAUGGUAUCACAAAGCAAGACUUGAGGCCAUGGGAAGAAAUUGUACGUGAGAAGUUACUACAUGUACUAGAAUCAGCUUAUCCCAACAUUUUGUCAGUUGAAGAUCUUAUCAGGAUAGUUGAUGCAGAGGAAAGUGUGGUGAUGGAACAGCUUGAAGAAUUAAGGAGAAAAGAUCUGAUCAGACAACUAGACAGUGGAGGGUUCGUUAGACAUGUUCUUGAUGUCAAAACAGAGGUACAGGAAGUUAAGCAGAUGAUGACAGUUUCAGCCAAUCAGCAGCCUACCAUAGCAAUUAUUACAGCUAAUUAUUGUGAAAAACUUGCCGUAGAUGCUAUGAUGGAAAAUAAAACUACUUAUGUUAAAUUUAAAACUGGAGGUGAAUCUAAUGCAUAUACAAUAGGUUAUAUCGGAGAACAUAAAUGUGUAUCUACCAAACUUCCUAUGAUAGGACAUGAUAGAUCUGCACAAAUUUCAUCUGGAAACACUACAACAAGACUUUUAGGAACAUUCCAGGCUGUAGAACAUGUUUUUAUUGUUGGCGUAGCCGGCGCUGUUCCACAUUUUACCGAUUAUUACAAACAUCCGAGAUUAGGAGAUGUAAUGAUAUCCGAUUGCUCUAAAGGUGGCAAUAUCUAUUACUACUGCGAUCAAAUUUUACAAGAAAAGGAUGGAAACAUAUUAUACCAGACUAAAGCAUUCCAGCCUAAAGAUGCCUUCCUACAGGGAGUUCUCGAAGGGAUAAAAGAGCAGAGAUUGCACCGGAAGUUUGAGCCUUGGCGUAAAUACAUCAGGAAUGGUCUCGAACUUCUGGCCACCCAGGAGGCAGACUACAAUAGACCACCACCGGAGACUGAUAGGUUAACAAUGAUGAUUGGUGAAGGAAAUGUUCUAGAAAUGCAGCACCCACACCACCCUGAGGGAAUAGAUGAGCGAGAAGGCUUCCCAAAAAUACACUAUGGUGUGUUUGGAGCAGGCAAAAGAUUUUCAAAGGCCGAUGAUCUGCGUCUAGAUUUCGCCGGAAGGUACAAUGUCAAUUCCUUCGACUCAGAAUUCGACCAGGUUCUUGCUGGCGUUGUUGGAAGCGUGAAAGAAAGUUUCAUGUUUAUCAGAGGUAUGGCCGACUACAGCGACGGCAUGCAGAAACAAGAAUGGCAGCCAUACGCAGCCCUUGCCGCAGCUGCUGUGAUGAAGUCGAUGAUUUUAUCGUUUAAGGGGCCCUACAUUUCGGAAGACGAGAUGUAAUAAUAAUUAUAAUAUUUAUGAUCAUUUUAAGAUAUAGAUACACAAAAAAGAACAUUUUUUUAAAUGCUUAGCUUACCAAUAUAUUUACAUUAUAUGUACGUGUUUGUUACCUUUACCUGUUUGAAGAAAAAAAAUGUUGUAAAAACAGGACAUAAGUGCAAUUCUCAUCUAUCAUUGUAUUAUCUCAUUGAGAAUUUCAUUUAAUGUAUAAAUCACCAUUACAAUCAUGUAACUGUUAAAUUUCUCACAAAAUAAUAAAGAAGAAAGGGAGAUUCUAUCUAGUAUAAGAAACACUCAUAUUUAAGAAACAAAAUAUGAUAAUCCCAUUCAAUUAGUAAAGGUCUUUUAUAGAUGAUAAAAAAUAAAAUAUACGAAAACAGAAGGCUUAAAGAAGCCUAUGUCUGCUAUUAUUUUAGGGUGCAAAAUGGUUUUAAAUUGAAAGCAUACAUUCAUGCUGUUUGCCAAAAUAUUCAUUAUAAGUCAUAUUAUGAUGAUAAGUCAUCAAUUAACAUCAUUUCACUAUAGAUAGAUCAAAGUGUGUGACAUUAUAAAUCAUUUGUAUGGUUUUAUCAAAAACUUAAAAUUCUAUUUUCUUAUGAAACUAGUUUAGAUGGGGAAGAAUAAAAUCAGGGUUUUAUAGGACAGCUUUAUAGGUUUGUUUCUUCACCAUAUUUAGUUUUGAACUUAUAUAAAAAAAAACAAUUCUACUUAAUGCAUAAUUGUUUACAGCAAUCUCAGUGAUAUUUAAAGUUCUAGGUACAAUUUGAAACACAAUAAACUUGAGUAAUAUGAUUUUGCUUCUGAUUUUCAAGCAGAGCCUACAUAUAAGACGCUGCCCCUGCCUUGUUUAUAAAUUUUGAGCAUCAAAAGUGCGACUUAUAGCUGAGAAUUGAGAAUUAUGGCCUUUAUUUAGAAAUUUAGUGCUCUGCAUAUAUAGCAUAGUAUGAUGAUCAUAUAAAUCUCAAAUAAAUUAGUGAGAAAUUAUGUUUAGUUUUUCGUAUGAAAAUUAUUUUUGAAUAUUUUUUUAAUCUUUUGUCUUCUUUUAUCAUUUUGAUGCUGUAAGUGUGCAGAGACUUAUGGGCACAAUUUUUUUUUUUCAAAUUUAUUUUCUGUUACAUCUGUCUUGUUGUAAAAUGUGAUCUUGAAAACUUUGACAAUCCUGUUCUUUGUUGUAUUUCAAGAAAAAUUUUCAAAUGUUAUCUCUCUUUAACAAAAAUAUAGUUCUGUAUUUUUCACAAUAUGCCACUCGUUAGAAUACUGUUUUUUAAAGCUCACUCGAUGAAAAUAAAAUUUCAUCUUACACACAAAGAAACAAAUAUCCUCUAUGUUUUUUUCACAUUAAAUUAGUAUUGAAGUUUUUCCUUUGAUCGAAGCAGCAAAAAAUCUUCAUGUUUUAUAAAAAAUAAAUUUGAGUCUAAAAGUUCCAAAACUUAGUGCUUUCCAGAUUAUGUAAUAUUCCUGCAUUUAUCUUUUGUUUCUUCUUUAGUGCUUCUGUUCAUGUAGUUAAUCUCAGGCAAAAUUACCUUCUUAUUUUGAGAGUAUUUUUAUAAGUUUUGAAAAGUUAUUAUAUUAGUUUUUUUAUGUGUGUCUAAUCAUAAACAAACUAUUUCUGUUAAUAUGUGUAACGUUUUCAAGUGGUUUAUUGUUCAUCAAGCAAUAAUUGUUUUCAUAAUGAAAGUAAACAUCUUUAAAAUAAAUAUAUCUUUUUCAAGUUAAAUAUAAUGUCUAAAUGUUGGUUAUCAUUAUUUACUAAUUGAUAAGUCCAAUUUAAGAUGGACUUGAAAUUUCAAUUUUGCUAAAAUAAAAAUGACUUGUUUUUUUGUUAUUUUUACUAGCUAGAUUUAUGUAAAUAAGUGAAACUUGAUUAGUACAUCUUUUGCUUGUAGAUAUGUAUGGUUGUGAUUUUUUUUAACUUAUAUAUUAGAAUUUGUUUUUACAGAUUUUUAAGCUAUUCUAUUGAAUAAAUAUUUAUACUGUAAGGAAAUGAAACUGUAAAAAAGUUAGUGGGUUUAAAAAAAUCCCAAUUCAUUAUUUUGUAAGUCUUAAAUGAAAGCUAAGCUGUUGGUUUCUUAACUAACACUUAUAGAUUAUUAUUUUUAGGUUAUACAAUUUACAAAUUCUUAAUGUUGUGCGAGUCUUAUUCUAGAAUUGUUUAGUGUUUUUUUAUGCUUUUAAAGCAUAUUAGAUAAUUCCUUUUUGAUGUACACUGUAGCAAGAAUUUGUGUACUGAUGUCACAUUGUGACAGUUCUGACUAAUUUAGAUAUUUUAUGCAUUAAUUGUAAGCUAUUUACUUGUUGUUUUGUAGGUUUCUUACCAAUCGCAAAUGAUAUUGCAAAUGGUAAUCUUUCUAAAUGGCAUUGCAAAUGGUAAGUUUGUUAAAUAGCUAAAGAAAAAUGGUAUUUCAAGUAGUAAUUUUGAUAAAUGAAUUAAAGAGUUAAAUUAAUGUAGUCAAAUUAAAGUUAUUUCAAUUUAUAAUUUUGCCAGAGUUAUAAAAUGGUAUGAUGUUGCCAAAAAUGGUAUUAUUAUUGGUAAUUUGGUCAAAAAUGGUAUUACUAUUGGUAAUUUGGCCAAAUGAUUAAAAAAAACAACAACUUUUGCAUGGUAUGGAACAAGACUGAUAAUUUUAAACAAUUAAAGCAAAAAAAAAAAUCAACAAUAUAGUUGUAUAGAACUGGUAUAUAGCCAACGAUUGGCUUUUUUGUUCCUUUUACGAACUGUUUAUUCACAAAUUGUUCUUGUUCAGUUUUUGCACUCAUAAUGAACAUGUAUACUUGCUUGAAGCUUGAUUGUUAGUGCCUAAUAUAUAAUGCAAGUUUCAUAUAUUGAGACGUUAAACAUUUUUUUUAUGUUUUUUAAAGUUAUCCAUUGCUUUACAUAUAAAAGGUUGUUUUUUUAAGUUAUAUACAUGUAUACAUAAUAUAUGUUGUAGCAUACAUAUUUGAAAGAAAAAAAAUGGUUAAAAAAUAAUUUAUUGAAAUUAUUUAUGGUAUGUUUAUUAAACCCGUUGUAAACAUUUUUUCCCUCCAGUUACUCCUAUGAUGUACAUUUUGUUUGGACUUUGGGUCUUUUGAUCAUAAAAAAGACUACAGCUUUUCUGUACCAUAUCUGUUAUUGUAGAUAAAAUUAUAUUUUUAAUAAACUUUGUUAUUAACAUUAUUCAUUAAGAUACAUCAUGAUAUGUACACAUUCUGAUAUUUUCUAAAGUUCCAAGAAUUUUGUGUUUUUCAGCAACAACUUCAAUUUUCUGUAAUUGUGUAUAAGUCGAACCCAUGUAUAAGACGGGGUUUCGAUUUUUACCAAAUGCUAGCUAAAAAAAAUUCUGUAGAAUAUUCUUUGUAUGUAUCUUGUCUUAUUUUACAUUCCUUCUUACUGCUCAUGCUAAACAUAUAUGGGAAGUCGGUGGUUCUAUUCCAGUGCCGAUGCCAGAAAUAAUGCAAAAAGUUAAGUCUUCUUAAUAUUUGGUCUGUUGAAUAGAUUUUCAGUACCUUUUUCUUUCAAACAGAAACUUGAUCUUUUAUAUGAUGGUAGUCUUGCUAUAUUUAAUCUCGCAGCACUUAUUGCCUGUAACAUUCAUUCAUAUAAUCAUCAUACAUGGGAUGGCUUUCAUUAUUCAUUUAGAAACAUACUGGAUACAAUUAUUGUAAAACAUGCGUAGUUAAUCUUCAUGGCUGAGUGGUUUAUGAAACAGAUUUCAAAUUAUUGACCCCUCACCACUCACUAUGGAUUUAAAGCCUGCUAAGUUCUCUACGUGGUCUUCAGAGAAGAGAGAUGCUAUUCAGAUUGGAUACAUGCUAUCUAGAUAGCUUAAAGGGGACAGUUGAUAAUAAAUUGGUGCCUGCCAGUGCCUAAUAAGAGAGUGGCAUCCCAGGUCAUCCUCAGUUAUUUAAGUGGCAAGUCUCCAUAUGGCCCUUAAAAGUGUUGGUGUGUCAUCAAAUCUAAUACAUUUACGUUCAAAUAUCAAAACACUUUAAAAAGGAGCUCCACUGAGGUCAAAAGCUUAAAAACAUUUAAAAAAAAAACAAUAAUUUUUACAUAGAUCAAGUGAAACGCUAACCAUGGAUAUAUCUGAGAAGGAUAAGAAAGAAAUAUGUUUAGAAUUAAAUUGAAAAUUGAUUGUAAGUACCAUUUCUAGCCUGAUUUGAGCAAAAAGUGUUGUCUGAUUUGAGCAGUGUUGAAACGAUUUUCAAUUUUUUUUUUUAAUCAUUUUGCGAAAUAAAAAUAGUUAUUCUGGAAAAACAGGGUGAUGGAAUGAUCUCAGAAUUUGCACACAAGUUAUUGGUUCACACUUAAUCAAAUGCUUCAAAAGUCUCAGAAAAAAAUAUUUCCAGUGUGUAAUGUCUAAAAACCUCAGUGGAGUCCCUUUAAGUUUAUACUUUGUCGGAUAUAUUUUUCAAUUUAAAUACCAUCAUUUUUUUGUGGGACAUUAAAUUCAAUACAGCCCAGUUCAAAUAUGAAAAUACUAUGGGUUAAUAUUUUGUCUCAUAUAUACAUGUACUUCAGUUGGAAUACCAUCAUUAUAUUGUAUCUAAUAUGUAAUAAGAGUUUGUUGUUUUGAUACAAUAUACAUAAUUUUACAUCUAUCACAGACACACAGUUUUUAAGAUUCUUUUUAUUUUGCACUGCAUGUUGUUUUUUUCUAUUAAGAUUUUAAGACCUUUUUCACAGUCAAUAAUAAUAAUUUCAUAAGAAUAAAUGUGCAGUGUUAAAAGUUUGUAUAAUAAUGUACAAAAUGUCUCUCCAGUUUGAAAAUAAUAUCACCACCUAAGGGAGAGAACCCAAAAUGUUGUUUUGUUGAAUUUCUUAAGAGAUCGUGAAUGAAAUUUUGACUGCGUAGCAUUUUUCUGCAUUUAUAAUCUUUCUAAUAAAAUAUAGAAUACUA